Messenger RNA from Diaporthe citri, 765 nucleotides. RefSeq lists its product as uncharacterized. The record is from RefSeq and is a predicted model, not a curated record. The transcript has a single exon. Gene Ontology annotation, molecular function: palmitoyl-(protein) hydrolase activity; carboxylic ester hydrolase activity. The coding region runs from base 1 to 765 and encodes 254 amino acids. Lineage: Eukaryota; Fungi; Ascomycota; Sordariomycetes; Diaporthales; Diaporthaceae. Gene Ontology annotation, biological process: protein depalmitoylation. Gene Ontology annotation, cellular component: cytoplasm.
AUGACGCCCCAGGUUCCAGGCGACCCAGCCAUACUCGAGCCCUUGGACAAGCUCGCAGACGCCUCCAAGAGGUCGACCAUCAUAUUCCUCCAUGGCCUAGGCGAUGACGGCCACGGCACCGGAUACGGCCUCGCCCAGCAGUUCCAGAGGUACCAGAAGCUGCGCUACACGAGAUGGGUCUUGCCCACGGCCACUAUCGACCCGGAAGUUGGUCAGCGGUGCUGGUACAAGCCGCACGAACUCCCCUCCGCGCUCAAGCCGCGCGUGCCCGGACGGGAGGACGACGGUGCGGGGGUGGACGCGACCGAGGACGAGGAGGGGAUCUUGAAGGCGGUGGCUUAUGUCGAUGAGCUCGUCAAGGGUGAGGUGGACAGGGGUGUCGAGCCGGGGAAGAUCGCGGUCGGGGGGUUCAGCCAGGGGUGUGCGGUUUCGAUGGUCUGGGGGUUGAAGGGUGAGUGGAGGGACAAGGUCGCCGGUGUGUUCGGGCUGAGUGGCUACUUUCCAAAUAUCAAUGCCGUGUCCGAGGCUGGGAAGGCAUCAGAGGGCGAAGGACAGCAUGCCCCGAACUGGUUCUUCGGCCAUGGCAUAGGCGACAGCCUUGUCUCUGUCGGCUUGUUCGCGGACGGGCAGAAGCGGCUGCAGCAGUACGUCCAGGAAGAGAACAUCGAGGGCCACGUCUAUCAAGACCUGGGUCAUGACGUCGGGACCUCGGAGGUUCGUGACCUAUGGCUCUGGUUCAAGCAGGUUUUGAACGACGACAGCUAG